This is a messenger RNA of Lagenorhynchus albirostris (white-beaked dolphin), 1980 nucleotides long. RefSeq names its product nerve growth factor (gene NGF). Gene Ontology annotation, molecular function: growth factor activity; nerve growth factor receptor binding. The transcript has 3 exons. Lineage: Eukaryota; Metazoa; Chordata; Mammalia; Artiodactyla; Delphinidae. The coding region runs from base 1102 to 1827 and encodes 241 amino acids. The record is from RefSeq and is a predicted model, not a curated record. Gene Ontology annotation, biological process: nerve growth factor signaling pathway; neuron projection morphogenesis; positive regulation of collateral sprouting.
CAGUGAAGUGUAGCCAAAUUUACCUUCAAAACCCCUUAGGAAGUCUCCAUGCUGAAGUAUAACAAUGGCUCUCAAUAAGUUUAACCAGCUGGUUUUUCCUCCAGUAUGGGAACAGACUGCUCUUUCUUCAGUGGAGCACCGGAUGUAGCUGGCUUGCAAAGAGGCCAUAUUGUUUAAAACAGACGAAUCUUUCAGACCAAAUCUGCCCAGGCUCACAGAAGGAGAGGUGGAUGGGAACUGACACUGAUGGAAGAAUUGUAUCUCCACCUCCUGUGCUGGUUUGGUGGGAUUACAGAAAGACUCACUCUCACUAUUCACAUUGUUAUUCAUUUUCUCUCUUUCUCUCCUUUCCUUCCUUCCUUCUUCCCUCCUUUUCUCCCUCCCUCCUUUUAUUUGUUCUAAUUGCUGAUAAUUUACACAAGCUUAAUACUCUUAUAAUGAGAGGCUAUUACAUUUAUUCAGCCUGAAUUGAACAUGGCUCGUGACAGGGAAUUCUACCUCAGCUGGCAGCCGUUUCCCUUUGCUGGAUAUCGUUGGCAACCUAGUGUUGAGGUAGGACCCGCUUCUCUUCCAUUUCUGUGCUUUCGUCCCGGUUGUGUCUCCUGGAACGAUGGAGGGCAUCUCUUCUCCCCUCCCUGUGGAAGCUUUCCUGAAUUUGUGACAUCGUACUUCAACCAUUUUUAUUAUGGGGUGGUUUCCAGAUGCCCCACCCUCCUGGUUUGCCUUUAACGUUUGCCUCACUGAGAAGAGAAGGAUCGUGGGUCUUGGGCAGAGCCCGUGGUUUCCCUCAGCUCCUUCACUGACUGGCUGAGCAGCAGUAACAGGGGAAUGGCAGUGCCACAAACGGAGUGGCGGAAGCACACCUCCAAGACAGCCUCUCUGCAGCUCCAGCCCCAGAAGCUUGCAUCUCAGAUUUGUGGAUGACACCUGGUGAAGCAGCGAUGCGAGCCCAAUGUGAAAUCCAAAGUCCUGGCCCGGGGUCGUGCAGUCCAAGGGGCUGGAUGGCAUGCUGGACCCAAGCUCAGCUCAGCGUCUGGGCCCAAUAACAGCUUUUCCGAAGGAGCAGCUUUCUGUCCUGGCCACACUGAGGUGCACAGCGUAAUGUCCAUGUUGUUCUACACUCUGAUCACAGCUCUUUGGAUCGGCGUCCAGGCAGAAGCGCACACCCAGAGCAAUGUCCCAGCAGGACACGCCAUCCCCCAAGCCCACUGGACUAACCUUCAGCACUCCCUUGACACAGCCCUCCGCAGAGCCCACAGCGGCCCGGCAGCCGCGAUAGCCGCCAGGGUGGCAGGGCAGACCCGCAAGAUCACCGUGGACCCGGAACUGUUUAAAAAGCGGCGCCUGCGUUCACCCCGCGUGCUGUUUAGCACCCAGCCCCCACCUGCGGCCGCGGACGCUCAGGGUCUGGACUUGGAGGCCGGCGGGGCCGCCCCCUUCAACAGGACUCACAGGAGCAAGCGGUCGUCGUCCCACCCUGUCUUCCACCGCGGGGAGUUCUCGGUGUGCGACAGCGUCAGCGUGUGGGUGGGGGACAAGGCCACCGCCACGGACAUCAAGGGCAAGGAGGUGAUGGUGUUGGGAGAGGUGAACAUCAACAACAGUGUAUUCAAACAGUACUUUUUUGAGACCAAGUGCCGGGACCCCAAUCCCGUCGACAGCGGAUGCCGGGGCAUCGACUCGAAGCACUGGAACUCAUAUUGUACCACGACCCACACCUUCGUCAAGGCGCUGACCAUGGAUGGCAAGCAGGCUGCCUGGCGGUUCAUCCGGAUCGACACGGCCUGCGUGUGUGUGCUCAGCAGAAAAGCUGGGAGGAGAGCCUGACCGGCCCGACAGCCCUCAACCUCUCCCAGCUCCCCCCUCCACACUCUCCGGCACCCCUCCCUACCUCAACCUGUAAAUUAUUUUAAAUUAUAAGGACUGCAUGGUAAUUUAUAGUUUAUACAGUUUUAAAGAACCAUUAUUUAUUAAAUUUUU